Molecule: messenger RNA, 4685 nt
Organism: Mus pahari (shrew mouse)
Lineage: Eukaryota; Metazoa; Chordata; Mammalia; Rodentia; Muridae
Gene: Ccdc82
Product: coiled-coil domain containing 82
Exons: 7
Coding region: 2575-4137 (520 amino acids)
Cellular component (GO): nucleus
Source: RefSeq, a predicted model, not a curated record
CUCAGGACCUUUGGAAGAGCAGUCAGUGCUCUUAACCACUGAGCCAUCUCUCCAGCCCAGAAGGACAGUCUUAAUCAUUUCUAAGUUGUUCUAGGAAAUACCCAGGAAAAUAAAUGUGCUUUGAGCAUCUUCUAGUUUUAUAUGAGCGAUCUCAUGUAUGUGAAUUUGUUUUGUGGACUAAAAUAAAAUCAUCUUUCACUUUAAUAUUUCUUACUGUCCAUAUUUACUUUUAUGUAUCUAAAGAAACCAUAUUUGUAUUUUUAUUGAAGUGCUUUUAUUAUUUCUCCCAAUUCAAACAAGUUUCCUAGAAAGCCAUGAUUGUGUAUUGCACAUGUACAAAAUUGGCUUAUGAAAAAUUAUAUGUUCUUACAAAUAUUUUUUUACUCCAUGACUUUCAAACAUAAGCUGCCUACUUAUUCUGGUGUUUAACAAAAGAAAAAUUGUUUGAAACUGUUGAAAUUAGGUGGAAAGCAGUGGGGUGAACAAAAUGCAUGCUUUGAAGAAUGCUAGAUUUAUGGGUGUUUAUAGGAUAAUUUUCAUUAUUUAUCUUUAUUUUUAUCUUUUUGGCUUUAUAACUAACUACAACUCAAAUAGAUUAUAGAUUAUAACCAACUAUAAUUCAAAUAGGCCAAUUGGUUUACUAAUUGGUAUGUGUUACUUAUUAUUACUGUUACAUUAAUUAUAUCCUGUAGCAGAUACUAUCACAAAGUUACAUUUCAGCCUAUGCUAUACAGAUCAUUUUAAGUGUAUAAUCUUAUAAUUUCUGUUGUUCUGAUUUUAUAUGAUGUUACCAUUAUAUGGAGAUAUAUUACCUUAUACCAUAUCAGGAUUAGUACAAUUGAAUGAUUGAUACAUUCUUUCCUUUUCCAAGUAAUAAUUGUGGAACACUGUAAACUUGGUCCAGCAAUGUCAACGUUGCUUAACAUUAUUUUGGCUACAUAGCUUUGAUACUACCCUCAUAGUUACACAUCUUUUAAUAUUUUCAAUGACAGUUAGUUUUUAUUUUAUAAACAUUUCUCUUUCUCUAAGCUUCUAGCAAUCCCUUAGAAGAGAAACAAAUUAAGUGGAUGUUUGAAGCUAAUGUUUGUAAUAAAAAACAUGAACAGUAUGAUUAUUUUUGCAGUCUUGGAUUAUUUCUGUUUUAAGGUUCUACUAUUGUUUUAUCCUUUGAUGAUAUUAUGAGUAGUAGAAAGACAAGAAAUAUGGGCUAUUGUAGAAUAAUAUCAUAAUAAUUUUCAUAAGCUCUUAUAUGUGUAUUAUGAGGUCAUAUUGCUUUGUGAUUCUACUGUGCCUUGGCAACCACAAAAGUAUAUAUAUGUUAUUAAAUUUCUAGUUAUCUUACCUGUCAGUAGUUUAAUACAUGCUUAUGAUAAAUUUAGUGAAAUAUACUUUAUAAAUUCAUGAACUGAUAGCUUUUUUCUUCCUUAUACUAUGUUCUGCUUUACCGUGAAACUUUUCUUACCAUUUUUAUUUGACUAUGUUAUUAUAUUUUUAGUAAAUUUCGUUGGAUUACUCUGUACAUGUUAAGUGUAGUGUACCUCCAUCUCCACUUUGCUAAGGAAUAUAGCUGCAGCAGUCUUAUCAGAUAGGCUCUCUCUCAGCAUUGUAUUGUCAUCUCUUUUAUAUCAAUUAUUGUAACUUUGUUCAGGAAACUUGAUUGAGCUUUUAAAUUCAUGUGAUUUCUGUUUCAAAUUAAAUCCUUCUUUGCCUGAGGACAAAUCAUCUUUCUAAUUCCAUGUAUUUGUGUGUUGAACACAUAUAUGCAACGUACGUGGGUUUGCUCGCCAAUGCAGGUAUUUGACAAAACCAGAGAUAGAUGUAGUGAUAUCUCACUCAAUUGUUUCUUGGCAUUAUUUCUUAAAACAACUCUUCUCACUAAACCUAGAACUUGCCAUUUCAGUUGGACUAAUAGGCCAAGGAGCCACCUGUUAAGAUUCACCUGUCUCUGUCCCCUUCUAGGUUUUGUGUGCACUGGCACAACCAGUUUUCAUGUGUGUGAUAGGGAUCUUAACCCAGGUUUUUAUGCUUUCAUGGCAAACAGUUUAUCCAGUAAGCCACCUCCAAGCCAUAUCUUUGUAAUUUCAUCGUUUUCUGUUCUUGUCCCAUUGCUCCUGUCAGAAGCUGUCUAUCCCUUUUCAGUGAUCCUUAUUAACUAAGUAUAGCAUGUUCAUCAUCAGUACCAGAGUUUUGUGUUCACCACACUAACUUGUCUGAAAUUAUUUUGGUGAACUAAUUGCCUUACUAAUCUUUCUAUAUCUUGACAUUUCUAUCAUGUUUAUUUUUACUAUUAACAUUGACUACUUCAAUUUUUCUUAAUUAUGUUUUCAUCCUUGAGUUUAAUCCAGUUUUCUGAAGGAUACAAGAAUGGGUGUUCAAAAAAGUAAUAGUUGUUCAAUUAAUUAUUUGAAUAUUAACUGUCCUGUAACUUUUUUUUAACUCCAGUAUCUCAUGUGAUUCUUGCCUUUGUGAACUAUUUAAUGGAUUCAAAUUAAUGUGUACCUUGUGUUCAUUGCUGUAAUGUGGUUGUCACUGUUAUGUUCCUAAUAACUUUAUUUUAUAGAAGCUUAAGUGAAAAUGGUACAUGUUAGAAGACAUGAAACAAGAAAAAAUUCUAAAACCCAAAUACCUGAGCAAAAAUCUCGAGUUGAUUGGCGUCGGACUAAAAGAAGUAUCUCACAGUUGUUUGAUAGUGAUGAAGAGCUUGGUAGUAAUGAGGAACUUGACAGUGAUGAAGAGCAUGAUAGUGGGGAAAGUAUUGACAGUGAUGAAGAGCUUGAUAUUAGCAAGAAGUCUGGUAUUAAUGAACUACCAGAAAAGGAAACAGAGCUUAAAUUAAUCAAAGUUGAAAGUCAGGAAAGCAACAGUAAACAUCUUACAAACACCAGCAAUAGUUCAGCAGAUGAAGAAAAAAUGAAGAAAACCAAACAUAAUGACUUACCAGAUGAUGAAGCUCACCCAGGUCAGGCAGAGAAUCAUCACAACAGACACACUGGACAAAUCCUAGAGGAAGAUAAGGAAGAUGAAUGCAUCAAGCCAGGAAAAAGAAAAAGGCUGUCCUCUGUGAUGUAUGACAGUGAUGAGAGCGAUGACAGUGAUAUCCUAGUUAGAAAAGCAAGUGCUAAACACCCACGCAGGGUGGUCGAGGAUGAAUGUUCUUCAUUGGAAAUGGAGCAAGAAACUCCUGAGAUAUCAGCAGCUGCUCGAAAGCGAGAAUACCACCAGAAGCUAGAGAAACUCUCUGAGAGAUCACGCCAGAGACAGAGACGCAAUAGUGGUAGGAAUUUUGAGGACUCUGAAAAGGACUCUUGUUCAAGCACUGAUAAUGAGGAUGAAGAUGAGGAUGAGGAUGAUUACAGAUAUGAUGAAAAUGAAGAUGAUUACAUGAUUGAUGAUUUUGUAGUGCGAGAUGAGGAAGGCAAUGAAGAGAAUAAAAAUCAACAAGGAGAAAAUUUGACUGCAUCACAACUGAAAUUAGUAAAACAGAAUUCUCUUUAUUCUUUUAGUGACCAUUAUACUCACUUUGAAAGAGUUGUGCAGGCUCUUCUGAUCAAUGCUUUUGAUGAAUCUUUCCUGAAAACUUUGUAUGCUGACACCAGGAAGAAAUCCUAUGUGCAAGAUAUGUUGACAUCUCUUCAUUAUUUGGAUAAUCGCUUUAUUCAACCCCGUCUAGAGAGUUUAGUCUCUAGAAGUCGAUGGAAAGAACAAUAUAAGGAUCGGAUUGAAAGCUACUCUGACUUAAGCAUCCUUUCAAAGAGCCCUAAGGACCGUGAAUGCCAGGCUUGCGGGCUGCAUCGCCACUGUAAAUUUUCAGUGCAUCUCUCGGGAAAGUUAUACAAUAUCAGGACGAUGGAAACAGAUGAUUUCAUGUCACAUGACAAGCAGGUGUUUAUUGUUGGCAGAAUUUGUGCUGAACGUACCAGAAUUUAUCAUAAACUAAAGCAUUUUAAAUUUAAACUAUACCAAGACUGUUGCCUCAUUGCACAAACAGAAGUUGUUGAAGAUGAACAGGUUAAAGAUACAGUAGAGAGAGUCUUCCAUCAUUCAAAAGAAAGCGGCUGGAUUGGCAAGAGAUAUGAUCAACUGCAGGACUAUCUCAAUUCUGCGGAUUAUUUUCAAGAUGAGAAGUUUGAAUUAUAGCCUGUUUCCUUCAUGAAGAGAAGAUUUUUAUAAAUUUCUGUAAAUGCGAAGACCAUGAGUUUUGUUUUUCUGUGUUAUGUAUCAUUGGUUUUAUAUUCUAUGUAUAUCUUUGUGACAAAAUAUCUUAUUUGUAUGCUUAUCUGAUUUUCAUGAAAUGCCACAGUGAAGCCUAAUAACAGUUUCAUAGAUUUACAUGGAGAACAUCAGCUUUGUGGUUCAAAAGUCCCUCAGUGUAUUUUGGUCAUGUGGUGAUGCUUUUCUCACACAUGACCAGCAGUUGAAUGUGCUAUCAUGUCCUGUCAGUUUAGUAGAAAUAGGCUGUGUUAUGAUAUAUUUGGACUGACCUGAAGAUGGCUCAGUCAGUAUAGUACUUGUCUUAUGAACACAAGGACCUGAGUUCAGUCCCCCAAGCCAUAUUUAAAAUAAAAACCAGACAUGAUGGAAUGUACUUGUAAUCCCCAUGCUGGGAGGCAAAGAUGAGGCGGGUCCCUGAGGCUUGCUGGCCAGGCACCCAGCCUACUCAUCAGUGAGAGACCCUGUCUCAAAAA